Mya arenaria is the source of this 1059-nucleotide messenger RNA. RefSeq names its product ankyrin repeat and death domain-containing protein 1A-like. The record is from RefSeq and is a predicted model, not a curated record. Bases 303 to 995 code for a protein of 230 amino acids. Lineage: Eukaryota; Metazoa; Mollusca; Bivalvia; Myida; Myidae. The transcript has 9 exons. Gene Ontology annotation, molecular function: protein binding.
UUGAAGAGUCAAAAUACAACAAAACUGGGGUAUAUUUAGAGAUUUUGACUGAAAAGACCAAUGAAGUAUUCACUGCUCUGUUUGAUGCUGCACAACAAACAGCAGAAAGAUGCAUUAAUUAUGGACAAGCUUGGGUUCAACUCUUGAAAGAUUCUGAAGUGUUUGGCUCCUCCAUCCCAGUCCUAGGCAACAAUGCAGUGGUGGUUUCAUUUACAAUAGUAGCCAUUAUCAUAGUAUACAUACAUCGGCAUAAAGGCAAGGUCCAUGUGGAUAGGGUUGCCACUCCAGUAGCCAGCCCAGACAUGACUGGAGACCAUCAGAGAUUGAAGGAUGUGACCACACCCUACACUAAACACUAUCCAUACAGCUGGAAUGUGUUUGAUCUUGCCAAGACUGCCUAUGAGCCAGGACACAAGGAGGCAUGCAUGAAUCUGAUUGAAAGACUGUACUACAACGUCAACUCAAAAAUACCGUCCAAUGGCCUUACGCUCUUUCUGUGUGCCUGCCUUAGCGGUGACAAAGAACUGAUCAUGUUUAUGCUAAAAAGAGGAGCGGAUGUGCGGCAUACAACCAAUGUAGGAGACACAGCCCUCUAUCUGGCCACUUUUGGAGUCCUCAGUUCAAGUCACCCAGAUGUCUCAGUUCUACGGGAAAUCAUAUGUUCUGGGUGCCCUGUGAAUGGGGCUAAUCUAGCAGGUUACACCGCACUACACAGAGCUGCGGGGCAUGGAAACUUGCAGGUCAUUCAGACACUCAUGAAUUAUGGUGCUGACCCAUGUAAGGCCAGUGCUUCUGGAAUCUACCCAAUGGACAGCGCAAUCAAUGCUGGUCACCUUGAGGCUGCCAAGCUGCUGGAGAUACCAAUGCCCAACCCCCACGUCUGGGACAUAGUGGACCACCACACCCCGCCCCACAUCUCUUUGGGGCUACAGAGCCCGCAGAGAAAACACCUCAUAGAGUCAACCCGUAGAAUGAUGUCACCUAGGGUCAUGUGACCAAUGACUGCUAGUCAUAAAUGUGAUUCAUCAGAUGUGAAUUUGUGGAAUUGCACUCUGUAGA